AAGGAAAACAAUCGAAGGGACGUACAGAAAGGAGAAGAACUAUUUUUGUCUGUUUUGGCCAGUUUCAUUGUAUUGUUAGUUGGUUUUCAAUCGUCAAAAUGGCUGGUAAUAAAGGAAUGCAGGAUCUCAUUCCUAUAAUGAACAAACUGAUGGAUGCUUUUGCGCAGACUGGUCAAACAGCUACGAUUGACUUACCCCAAAUUGCUGUAGUCGGAAGCCAAAGUGCUGGCAAAAGUAGUGUUUUAGAAAAUUUUGUUGGAAGAGAUUUUCUUCCAAGAGGUUCAGGUAUUGUAACACGAAGGCCACUUAUUCUUCAGCUUAUUCCUGAUAAAACAGAAUUUGGCUAAUUUCUUCAUGCCAAGGGAAAAAUUUUCUCAGAUUUCAAUGAAAUCAACCAAGAAAUAGUCAAAGAGACAGACAGGGUUACAGGAAGCAAUAAAGGAAUAUCAAAUAUUCCCAUCAAUCUUAGAGUUCAUUCACCACAUGUGUUAAACUUGACCUUGAUUGAUCUUCCUGGUAUGAUUAAGAUUGCCGUUGGUGACCAACCCCAGGAUAUUGAAGCACAAAUUGAUAUGUUGAUGCAAUUUAUUACAAAACCAAACUGUCUUAUCCUAGCAGUAACUCCUGCUAAUACUGAUCUUGCAAACUCAGAUGCUUUGAAAAUUGCAAGAGAGGUAGAUCCUCAAGGUAUUCGUACCAUUGGUGUCAUAACUAAACUUGAUCUAAUGGACCAAGGAACAGAUGCAAAGGAUAUUCUCGAAAACAAAACAUUCCCAUUGAGAAGAGGUUAUGUUGGUGUUGUUAAUCGUAGUCAGAGAGAUAUUGAAGGAAGAAAAGAUAUUCGAGCUGCCUUCCAUGAAAGAAAAUUCUUCCUUGGUCAUUCAAGCUACAGACACAUGGCUGAUAAAAUGGGAACACCAUUUCUUCAAAAGGUUUUAAAUCAGCAACUCACCAAUCACAUCAAAGAAACUCUUCCAGCACUACGGAGCUCGUUACAAGAUCAGUUAAUCUCGUUAGAGAAAGAGGUGAAGGAGUUCAAGAACUAUCGACCAGAUGAUCCAUCAAUGAAGACUAAAGCUCUUAUGCAGAUGAUACAACAGUUUCAUAGUGACUUUGAGAAAGCAAUAGAGGGAACAGGAGAUCAAAUCGAUACCAUACAACUUUCUGGUGGUGCGAAAAUUAAUCGAAUCUUUCAUGAAAGAUUUCCGUAUGAACUUGUUAAGAUGGAGUUUGAUGAACGAGAAUUGAGAAGAGAAAUCAGCUUUGCUAUAAAGAAUAUCCACGGUGUCAGAGUAGGGCUUUUCACGCCCGACAUGGCGUUUGAAGCGAUCGUGAAGAAACAGAUUGAUAAACUCAAAACACCAGCUUUAAAGUGUAUUGAUCUCGUAAUGAAUGAAGUAAAUAAUGUUGUUAAGAAAUGUACAGACAAUAUGGCGAAAUAUCCUCGUCUAAGGGAUGAAGUCGAAAGCAUUACGUCAUCUCAUAUUAAAAAUGGUGAGGUCAGAGCAAAAGACCACGUGACGUUGUUGAUUGACAUUGAACUGGCGUAUAUCAAUACGAAUCAUCAAGAUUUCAUUGGUUAUGCUGCAGCAAGUUCAGCUGCUAGUUCUCAGGGGGGAGAGAGAAAACGAAAGGGGAUUGGAAACCAGGUGAUUCGUAAAGGGUGGCUUCAGAUUACAAACACUGGUUUUAUGAAAAGUGUCGUUGCCAAAGAGUAUUGGUUUAUUCUUACUGCCGAGACACUGUCUUGGUACAAAGAUGAAGAGGAAAAAGAGCAGAAGUAUCAAUUGCGGUUAGAAGGUUGUAGAAUUCGUGAUUUGGAAGGUGGUUGGUUGGCUAGAAAAGCUGCCUUUGCAAUCUUUAAUCCGGAUCUAAAGAAUUUGUUCAAAGACCACAAACAACUGGAAUUGGCUGCUGAGAGUCAGGAUAUUAUUGAUGAAUGGAAGGCAUCGUUCCUUCGAGCUGGUGUUUAUCCACAACGAGAGCCGGAUGAGAAAGAUAAAAUCAGUGAAUUAGGAAGCUUAGAUCCUCAAAUGGAGAGACAAGUGGAAACCAUUCGUAAUCUUGUUGAUUCAUAUUUGAAGAUUGUCAGUAAAACCAUCAGAGAUCUUGUUCCUAAAGCUGUUAUGUACAUGAUUGUUCAAAAUACGAAAGAUUUUAUUGGUUCGGAAAUCUUGGCUCACAUUUAUUCAAGUAGUGACACUAAAUCUUUGAUGGAAGAAAGCGAAGAAGAAGUACAAAGACGAGAAGAGAUGUUACGUAUGUAUCAUAGUACAAAAGAGGCUUUGGACAUCAUUGGUGAUAUAAAUAUGCAUACUAUAUCAACACCUCUUCCUCCUCCAAUUGAAAACAAUGAUAAUCCACCAUCAAGCUACCGACUAUCUGCUCCUGCUGGUCGUCCAGCUCCCUUCAACAACAUCCUCACGCCCGCAAAGCAGUCCUACAUCUUCAAGAAAACCACCACCUCGCAAUCGUCCUAAUACUCGACCCGAAAUGACAUCCCAACGUCUUAAUAACGAGAUCAAUCAAAACAUACAAAACGCUCAGACAGCAUACACUGCAUACAACAUGGCGUCUUCUAUUGGCAUGGCUCCCACUUAUUCCUAAUCGUCCUGAUUCAUCUUCUACGCCAUCAAUACCAAAACGCCCCGUUUUAGGGCGACCAGCUCCACCACCCCCCGGAAAGACCACGCCUUCAAUCCCCAGUCGUCCCGACAUUCCUAGCAGACCUUUUAAUGUUUGAUUCUCACAAAUCAUGAAAAUGGAACGAGGAAAACAAUGUGUUAUUUAUUUGUUGUAACAAAUGCUCCUGUCUAUCCCUGUAUGUAUUUGUUGUAGCAAAUGCACCUGUUUAUCCCUGUAUGUAUAUAGAGCAAUCAGGGAAACGUCCAUGAUUGAUAAGAUUUUGAAGGAACGCAAUGUAAGAAUAUUUUUCAUGAUUGUUUGGCGAUAUAUGAGCAUGAAAUUCUAGUCGUCACCGCAAAUUGAACAUAUUUACAUAAAACUAUUAAUUUGGUGAAUGUUUAAAUUAUAUAAUGGUUUUAUCGUGAAUUAUUCCGUCUAUUCAACUUAUUGAAUUGAAUACAACCAUUCUGUAUGGACAGAGCAGUACAUUUCUUUUAAAAAUCAAUUGAUUAUUUAA
Molecule: messenger RNA, 3142 nt
Organism: Xenia sp. Carnegie-2017
Lineage: Eukaryota; Metazoa; Cnidaria; Anthozoa; Malacalcyonacea; Xeniidae
Product: dynamin-1-like
Cellular component (GO): membrane; microtubule; cytoplasm
Molecular function (GO): GTP binding; GTPase activity; microtubule binding
Source: RefSeq, a predicted model, not a curated record